Messenger RNA from Pochonia chlamydosporia 170, 864 nucleotides. Its product is annotated as synaptobrevin domain-containing protein. Gene Ontology annotation, molecular function: SNAP receptor activity. Gene Ontology annotation, cellular component: Golgi apparatus. The record is from RefSeq and is a predicted model, not a curated record. Lineage: Eukaryota; Fungi; Ascomycota; Sordariomycetes; Hypocreales; Clavicipitaceae. Gene Ontology annotation, biological process: endoplasmic reticulum to Golgi vesicle-mediated transport. Bases 1 to 864 code for a protein of 287 amino acids. The transcript has 4 exons.
AUGAGUUCCACCAAGACGAAAUCACAAGAGACGACAGGGCCACUGUUGGUGUACUACGCUGGUAUUUUCAGUUACGACCCCAGCAUCGUCGAGUACGAGGUCAAUAAGGAAGUCCAAAAGGCACCAAGCAAGGACAGGAAACCAUCCCGCCAACUUGUAGCCGCAUUAUGCCCUAAACAUUUCAAUCUUUUCACGAGAGGGACGGCCUUCUACGGAUUGAGCCAGGGAGCCCUAGACCUAGCUCAACAUGCAGUGCCUGGUGAACGGGGAGCUGUUGUACUUCCAGACAAGGUUAGUUUGGGUAUUAAAGAUAUUGCAAUAGAUGCCCGCUCUCAUUUCAUCGCCCUUAAGAACGGCAUCUGUGGCGUUGUCGUCACCUCCCAGGCGUACGCUUCAACUACAGCCCAAGGACUCAUCGGUCGCCUUGUUUCCGAGUUCCUCGCAAUGUUUCCUGAUUGGACAAGCGAGGACUUCAAGGUUGCCAGCGAGGUCGACUUAGGAAAAGAAAAGCCUUCCCUCUCUGGCGUCCAAGGGACACUUGAAGCGAAGCUCAAAAGCUUUCGUGGGAACAUUCUAAAGCAGAUGGACGAGGCCCAUGACCCCAAAAAUUUCAGCGCACUCGAGAAAAUCCAGAACGAAUUGAAAGAAACACGCGUAGUGCUUGAAAGGACGGUUGAGGAGGUCUUAAAUAGAGGGGAAAAGCUGGAUAUGCUGGUGGGAAAGAGUGACGCGUUGCAAGCUGAGUCUCAGCAAUUUUAUAGUAGGUUAUCACCCAUCGUACAACUCAUUGAAGAUUUUCAGUUCCCUAACCGAACAAUUUUAGAGGGUGCAAAACAGCAAAACAGCUUCUGUAAGUGCAUGUGA